Lactuca saligna is the source of this 312-nucleotide messenger RNA. The record is from the annotation of a GenBank genome assembly. Lineage: Eukaryota; Viridiplantae; Streptophyta; Magnoliopsida; Asterales; Asteraceae.
AUGGAGGUUGGUGUGCUAUUAAAAUCUCAAGAGGAUAGGUUGAAAGCUGCUAUGGAACAGAUAGAAUCGAAUCCUGAAGAGAGUGUGAAGCAUCAUGUUGAGACUUUUCAAAAUGAAUUUAAAGUGCUUCAUGAAGUAGCCAAAGAAAGACAUGUUCUUUUUGUCGAAGAGGUCAAGCAAGUUCAAGAAUAUGUAAAUUUGAAGGUGGAGUCCCUCAAUUCAAAAAUGUCGAAGGAGGUGACUAAGUUUGAAAGAGUCAGUUGUCUCUACAUACAAAACUGGAUAUUGUCUCUGAGGCAAUUCGAAAUCUAG